GAACAUUGAAGGAGUUCUUUCUCAGUGCUUUGAGUUGAACAUUGAAGAAGAAGUAAGCAGAGGAAUCAGAAUAGGAGAAGAAGCAAGGUGAAAAGAGAGCAAGUCUUCUAACUCUCUAAGCAAGGCGAAAUUCUUCAUUUACUUCCUCAUCUCCCUCAAAGAACUUUCACUCUUCUCUCUGCAGGCAUGUGGACUCAAGAAACUAGGAUGGCUAUCUUAGUCAUGGUGACUGUUGUUAUGAGCGUCAGUCUGCUGAUUGUUGAGGUAGAAAUGAAGAAAAACAAGAGAAACUACAUUGAGCGUGCCCUGGCAAUGGUUCCAAACUUCAUUGUUUAUUGGAUAGUUCACAUAUUAGCAUUAAUUAACAUUGAAUUCUCUCCAAGACUAAAUUUCUACCUAGGCAUAUUUAAAGGAUGCUUUGUUGCAAACUCCUUUGUUUUCACAAUAUGCAUCAACCUGAUUGUAAAUGAUCUUGACAAUGAGGGAAAAUGCCCAGCUGUGGGAUGCAAUGUGUUUGUCUUUACAUUUAUUAUUGGUACUAUUACUGCUGUCUGCAAAAUUGGUAAACGCUACUUUAAGGGGUUGAAUCUUGGAAUGGGUUGGCUUUUAUCAGCACUCCUUUUACAGUUCGCGGUCCGGCCAGUAAUGAAUCUGUAGGAGUUUCAGCCACAGACAACAAAGGCAGCAGCAUGAGGAGGAGAGGCGCAGGGACGAGUGAGUAGGGGAGAUAGCUAGCUAGCUAGGAAGGAAUAGGAUGCAAUGAAAGUGGCUGUGGCUACAUAUAUAUGUAAUAUCUCAUGAGAUUUUGAUUCUUAAUCUGAUCAUCUGGGAUUUGUAUGUUAUUUAAUGCUGUCAUUUGAAACAUAUCAUGUUGUGAGU
Molecule: messenger RNA, 879 nt
Organism: Lotus japonicus
Lineage: Eukaryota; Viridiplantae; Streptophyta; Magnoliopsida; Fabales; Fabaceae
Exons: 3
Coding region: 187-657 (156 amino acids)
Source: RefSeq, a predicted model, not a curated record